AUGGGAGAAGAAGCAGCAGAUACAUCAGCAUGGGAUACAUCCGUCAAGGAAUGGCUUGUUGAUACAGGAAGAGUUUGUGCAGGUGCAGUAGCAAGCUUAGCAGAUGAAGGUCGUAUAUUUGGUUGUGCAAUAGAUAAUGAGAAUGAAUCUGCAUGGGAGAAAUUAAUAAAAAAUAAUUAUAAAAUAGAAAUGAUGAAAGAAGAUGGAGAAAUUGAAUUAAUUGAUUGUUAUGAACAUGAAUUACUUAGACAUGCAAUUGUUGAUGGUAAAGCACCUAAUGGUGUAUAUAUUGGAGGUAUUAAAUAUAAACUUGCUGAAGUUAAACGUGAUUUUACUUAUAAUGAUCAGAACUAUGAUAUAGCUAUACUAGGUAAGAAUAAAGGAGGAGGUUUUCUUAUAAAAACACCUAAUGAUAAUGUAGUUGUUGCCCUUUAUGACGAAGAAAAAGAACAAAAUAAGGCAGAUGCAUUAACUACUGCAUUAGCAUUUGCUGAAUACCUAUAUCAAGGAGGAUUCUAA
Molecule: messenger RNA, 519 nt
Organism: Eimeria maxima
Lineage: Eukaryota; Apicomplexa; Conoidasida; Eucoccidiorida; Eimeriidae
Product: profilin family protein, putative
Exons: 3
Coding region: 1-519 (172 amino acids)
Molecular function (GO): actin binding
Source: RefSeq, a predicted model, not a curated record